AUGAUUGAAACGAUUUCAGCGAAGAGAAGUAAAUCAGAACCGACUCUAAAGAUUGAAAUAUCAGAAAAAAUUAUGGAAUUACCUCUUGAAGAGAGAAAAUUCAAGAAUGGUUGGUCAUCGAAGCCAUUUGAAAGGAAUAAUACCAUUAAAGAGACAUCUACGAGUGAUGCAAAAAUUGAUCAAAAUGGACUAACUUUACGGUGUGCAUUAGCGCACGCAAUUGGUCUUACUUGUAAUAUUACUGGAUUCAAUAAUCUUCCUGAAUUAUAUCGAAAACUUGUAGAACUUUUCGGAAGACUCGAAGCAGGCAAUUUUGUUGGUUUGACGGUGGCUGAUAACGGUGUGGAUAAAGUAUUCGUAAAACGUAUUAAAAAUCCAUCGAUAUCAUUGAACGUUCGCCCACAAAUCAAGAGCAAUAGCCAUAUGGUUAUGUUAAUAGCAAUAACGGAUAAUACGAUUAAUAAAAGAAUAGUGUAUUGCAGUAGUACAAGAAUCACUAUGCUUUUGGUCGAGCCAAAAAGAGCUAAUGACUCAGCCGACAAGCCAACUUUGCCAAACAAUCAAAAGUUGUAUCUCGAAGCCACUAGAAUCCAGAAAAAUGAACCGGACGCGAUUGUUGUGGAGCAUAUCAAUAUGAUAUUUGAUUCGUCUAUGAGUUUCCGUGACGACCAGGAAUUCGCGCAAAAGACAGGACAAUUUGGUUCGAAAUGCGCGAAUUUCACUGAGACAAAAUCGCAUUUACAUGAGUCGAAUAAGGGAAAUUCGCAGUUCGCUGAUGAAUUAAUUUCGAAUAUAUGGGCGGUGAUUAAUGAUUGGAGAAGGAAUCGCUUAUCAAAUUUAUCAAAAACUAAUCAGUGA
This is a messenger RNA of Dracunculus medinensis (Guinea worm), 858 nucleotides long. The record is from the annotation of a GenBank genome assembly. NCBI's taxonomy places the organism in Eukaryota, Metazoa, Nematoda, Chromadorea, Rhabditida, Dracunculidae.